AUGACGCUGAUCCAAUGGCCCGGGCUCUCCAUUUCACAGGAUGACCUGGCGGAUCCCAUCCCCGAAGAGCGUGCCGGGGAGGUGUCACGGACUCCCGCCCGCCGGCCGCGGCCACGCAGUGCUGACAGCCGCCAGCCCCCAGCUGGGGCGCCGGUGGCGCUCAAGGCAUCAGCGUCGGCAACGGGGCUGUCGAUGACCUACAGCAGCAGCGAUGCCGUGCCGUGGACGGGCCCGGAUCGGCGAGGCUCCACACGCCUGGAGCCAGUCCCGGAGGCGGACGCCGACCUCAGCCCCCGCAGAGUCGAACGCCGGACCCCUCUGCCCCUGGUCCUGCUGCCCUUGUCUGGGGAGCAGGUGCCCCCUGAGAUGCUGGUGGAGACCGUCCGCUCCUCGGCGUCCUCAGGCACUGGGCAGGCCCUGAGCGCAGCCAGCGCAGGAGGCGCCCCUGUGCGCGGUGCCAAGCUUCCCCCUGAGCUGAUGGUCACGCGGCCCGCCGGAACUGCGGCCAAAGAUGCCGCGCCGGCGCAGGAUGGGGGACGUUGCAGCCGCUGCCGCGAGCUGGAGGAGGAGAUCGAGAAGCUUCGUGCCUCCCACCAGGAGGCGCUCGAGCGUGAGCGCAGUUUGUGGCGCGAGCGCCUGCAGGAGGCGGAGGAAGAGGCGCAGCGCCGCCUGCGGGACUUGGAGAGCGAACGCAGCCAGAACCGGGCUGAGGCGGUGGCCAAGCUGCAGGAUGCCCAGCAGAAGCUCAAGGUUGAGGAGACCAGGGCCUCGAGCGCCGAGUCACGGUUGGGCCAGGUCCGGUCAGAGAUGUCCGAGCAGGCGGAAGCCGCGGAGCGCGCGGGCGCUUGGAAGAUGGAGGCCCAGUCCCACGCCGCCUCGCUGUCGGCGGCGGAGCGGCGCUGCGAGGGCCAUGCGGAGCGCGUGGCCCGCGUGCGGCGUCACGCCGCCGAGGUCGAGAGGCAGCGCAAGGAGCUGGUUCGCAACAGCAGCGUGCAGGCCAGCCAGAAGCUCCGCGAGGAGCUGGAGCACGCACAGGCGGAGCGCCAUGAGCUGGAGAAGCGCCUCAAAAAGGCGUUGCCCCGAAUCGAGCGCCUCACUGCGGAAGACCAUCGGCUGAGUGCGAGGCUGCUGCAGGAGUCGGAGGUGGCUGCGGCGCAGGCGCAGUCGCUGAAGGAGGAGGGUCUUGAGGUCUCCAGGGCCAAGGACCAACUGCAGAAGCAACGCCGCCUGGCCCGGAGCGAGGCCGACACAGCCGAGGCGCUGCAGGCGCAGCUUGCUGAGGCGGAGCAGCAGCGGCGCGGCGCGCAGGUCGAGCUCGCGAAGUCGCAGCGCCUGAGGCAAGAGGAGGGGAAGCGGCGCCAGGCAGCCUUUGCCGCAGAGCGUGAGGAGCUGCGCCAGGAGGUGGCACAGCUUUCAGAGCGGCUCCGUGUAGCGGAGGGCUCCGCUGCCGGCUGGCUGACGCUCCCUUCGCGGGCCCAGGCACCGCUGCGCCCGCAGGCGAGCAACAUCUCGCGGCUAACGUCCAAGCAGUCCAUGGUCUCCGACCGAUGGAUGGACGACGACACGGUGGAGGCAGAGUCCGUCGCGACAGGGGUUGCCUCCAAGGCUGUGCCUGCCACGGAUGCGGGGAUCCGCCUCUUUGAGAUGAUCCAGCUGGCCAAGGAGCGAUCCGACCAGCGCCGGGAGCUGACCGACGCGACGGAGGAAGUGCGGGAGCAGGCGCGUGCUCUGGAGGAGCUGCUGACAUUGGAGCAGGUGCCCAUGACGCGGGCGGCAUAUGUCGAAGCGAUCUGA
This is a messenger RNA of Symbiodinium natans, 1794 nucleotides long. The record is from the annotation of a GenBank genome assembly. NCBI's taxonomy places the organism in Eukaryota, Dinophyceae, Suessiales, Symbiodiniaceae.